AGGGUGAGUUGCGAAUUGCAGGUUCGAAGAUGUCUUAAAUCAAUCGUAAAUGUUCCUUGGAAGCGAUUGAUUUUAAUGUAUUUGCAGGGAAAUUUCUGUGCGUUUUCCCGUUUUUCUUUAAUUGCGUGUGCGACUAUUGUUGUCAUAUGGUGAAUACACGUCGCAGUGAUGCAAUAUACAUAUCGCAAGUAACUAAGCUCGUUUCCGUGUGAUAUAUGGAAAUAUGAUUGUGUUGGCAUUUGUAGAAACAACUAAAUUCGUAGUGUAGUGUACAACAUAUCGAGGAUUAUUAAGAAAAAGGGAAAUAAAACGGCACACGAUGUCCUGGCUGAACGAUAGCCUGAACAACAUCAAGGGGCAGAUCAGCAGCUUCGCGAGCGGCGUUUUAGCGGAGGAGGACCCGCACGACACAGGCGGCGGUUCUGACGCGACAGAUUGGAAAACCCUCGUUGCUGCUCAGGAAAACGAGAUUGAGUUGCUGAAGAGGCACAAUGCUGAGCUGCUGGAGAAGGUGCAGAGGAAUAUCAAAGUUACUAACGAAACAAACGAAGAUGGCUGGGGCUGGGAAACGCAGGAGGAGGUCAGAGUGGAAAGCGCGACUGAGGACGUGGAGAGGCUGAGAAGGAGAAUCGAAGAGUUGGAGGUUGAAAAAAGGGAUUUAGUUAGCAGUUUGGAGCAGUUGGAUCAGGACUGUCAGCAGACAACAGAUAAACUGGUUACCAUCAAGGAUGAGCUUCAGGCGCACAAUACGAAGCUCUGUGGUGACGUAGACGAAUUGCGAAGGAAGAACGAGUUUCUCCAGAAAAUCAACGAUGAAAACCAACGGAAAAUUUCCAAGCUUGAAGCCGAAGCCGAUAAGGAGAAAGUAGCGGAGUUGACUAGUAAAUUAAUCGAAUUGGAGGCAAAGGAUUCGGAAGCGGAAGGAGGAGAAGGAAGCAUUUGCGGUGAUGGCUGCAAACAAAUUGCGGUUAAACUUUUGGAGGUUGAACAACAGUUCGAGGACUACAAAAGCCGCAGCCAAAUCCAUUCGGAAGAUUAUUUGAAAUUGGAAAGGAUUCUGGAGAAGUACGAGAAGAAAGUGAGCGCAUACGAAAAGGAGAUCGGAAGAUUGAACAAGUUCCAAGAGAAAUUCAACGCCAUUCAGGAACUCGUCCAGAGCGAAGCCGGCCUAACUUUAGAUGUAAGCAACUUUACGGUAACUCUUAAACGAAUCCUCGAAGAGUAUGCAAGUCUUAAGCGCGAUUCCUCUGCUUUCCAAACGGCCACCAAGAAAAUGGACGAAGAAUUGCAAAGGUUGCUCUCGGAAAACCGUAAACUCAGCGAUGAAAUCCAUUUGAAGGAUCAGGAUCUCAAGCAUUACGAGGAAGAGUGCAACGAUUUGAUAAAGAACAAUGAGAUGCUCAUCCAGCGCGUGGAGGAAUCGGGAAACCUUCAGUCUAUCCCCGAAACCAACGAAGAGAAUCUCUUGCUUUUAGAAAAUCAAUUGGAUGCGGCGAACGAGAGGAUCAAAGAGCUGGAGAACAUCCCGAGCGAUGACGUCAAGAACAAGUAUGAACGCUUGAAAACGAAUUACAAGGAACUGGAGAACGUCAAAGAGGGUUUAAUGCACAACCUAGAAGAUAUGAAAUCUACCUACGUGGACUGCUUCCACGAGAAAGAAAAUUUAAAUUCGACUGUUGAUCAAAUCAAGAUCGAAUUCGAAAACACCGAAUAUAAAUAUGCGGAGCAGAUCAUCAACAUGGAAACUCUCAAGGAAGAGAUUGAAAAUCUGACGACGGCCAUCGAGGAUUUAUCGAAGAAGAACAAGAAACUUGAAGAAUUGAAUGUAGACUUUGAGACGAAGAACGAGCUGCUACAAAAGGAGGUGGACGAUUUGAAGCAGGAGUUGACUACCGAAUUGGAUAACAUGGAGCAGAAGGACGCCGAGCGAUUGACGCUGAUCGAAAAAUUGCAAGGUACGAAAAUGGCAGAAACUAGUUUAAAGUUGCAGCACGAUACGUUGCUGAAGGAAUUUGGUAACAUGCAAGCGGCAAAUCAAAAAAUUACAGGCAACGUCCAAGAGCUGAACGCAAAUAUCGAAGUUUACAAAGAGAAGCUUUCCAAAUCCGACGAAGAGAAUCAGAACUUGAAGGAGAUUUCGAGUAACGUGCAGGAGAUCAUCGCCGAGAAGAAUAUUCUGUUGGAGGAGAGAAAUCAGCUACAGCGUGCGGUCAUGGAGCUAGAAGAGAAUCUUUCCGCAUCUGGUGAGGAAUUGCGUCUGCAAUUGGAAGCCUCGAAUGCGCAGAAAGAUCAGAUCCAGGCGGAUUUCGAAAACUUCAAGAGCAGCGUGGCCGAAAACAAUAAGCCGUUAGAGGAUGCCAAACAGUGCGAGCAGCUGCAAGCCCAACUAGUCGAACUUACCGAGAACAGAAAUCAGAUGAUUCUGCUGAUUCAGGAGAAGCAUCAGGAGAACGUUAACUACCACGGAGAGAUCCAGAGGUUGCACCAGUUGCUGGCGGCGGAGACGGAAAAGUGCAAGCAGCUGGAGAGGAACGAGGAGAACGAGAAGCUGGCAGAGCAGAACGGUUUUCUGAGGGACAAAUGCGCCCGUCUGGCCGAGAAUCUGCUGCAGGAGCAAUCUAACGCACAGAAGAUCACGACGGAGUGGUCCGAGCGGGAAAUUGGGUUGCAGAAGAAACUUGAUAGUCUUCGGGAACAUUUGCUGACCAUCGAGGAUACGUACACGAAGGAGGUGCAAGUCGCUGAGUUGAAAUGUGAAGAGAUGCAGGCGAAAUUAAGAGAUGUCGAGGAGAGGGAAAGGCAUUCCAGCGAUAGGUACACCUCCGUGAAUAUUAGGGCGAAUCAGCAGGUCGAGACGUUGCAGACGCAAUUACAACUAGUCACAAAUCAGAGGGAUGAUUUCAAGAGAAAGGUUGACGAUUACGAGGAUCAAGUCUCAAGGCAAUCGGCGGCCGUUGUUAAUUUGCAGAGCGUCCUGCAGCAAUUCCAACGAGAAAAGGAAAAGGAUAUUUUCGAUGAGACCGAACGCAUCCGAAGGCAGAUCACCAGCGAGAAGAAGGUCCAGGACAUUUUGAGGCAGGAGAUCGGCGAGCUUCGGCUGCAGCUGGAGGAGAGCAAGGAGGGAUUGAUGGCGGCGGUGCGAUUGAGCGAUCAGAUGGAGGCUUCCAAGAAGCAGGUGGUUCAGAUGAAGGAAGAAGUUGCAAAAUUGCAAAGCGAUUUGACCAGAUCCGAGGAUAAAUGCAGCAAAUUGUCGAACCAGACGGACGGGAAGGUGGACAAGAUGCUCAUCAAGAAUCUGAUCAUCGGUUUGGUCAGCAGCAACAACAAUCUGAGCAAGGAUCAGAAUCAGAUCUUGAAGAUCAUCUCCACCGUGCUGGACUUCAAUCAGCAGGAUAUAGAGAAGGUGAACCUGAACAGGAACCAGCAGCAUUCGUGGUUCGGGUCGCUUCUGCAUCCGCAAGGACAGGCCAUGACGCAGGAGAGCCUCUCGCAGGCCUUCGUCAAGUUCCUCGAGGCCGAGUCCAAGCCGAGGAUUCUGCCCAAUCUUCUGGAGAGCUCUUCGGAAUCGGUAGGAAAGGAGGAGAACGGCGGUGCCAAGAGGAAAUCGCCGCAACCGUUGCUGCUCAACGAGGUCGUUUUGCCGACGUUCGCAGACUUCGGACAGAGCAGGAAUUCCAGUUCAAUCCUGAAGGACGUGCUUAAGGAUAACAGCUAGACCGAAUUCGACAAUCGUUCCUUUGCAUUCCAAUUUUAUUUAUUAUGUAUUAUAGCAAUUCUGUUGAUAUUUAAAAAAACAAAUAAAGAUUUAUAGCCCUCGACGAAUUUCACCAAUCGGUGGACACUCUUGCGAUGUUAAAACAAUAUACUUUACCAGCUGUUACUAGCGCUGUUUGACUCUGUAUUAUAUAUAUAAAUAAAUAACAAUAUGUAACAA
This is a messenger RNA of Nicrophorus vespilloides, 3934 nucleotides long. RefSeq names its product thyroid receptor-interacting protein 11-like. NCBI's taxonomy places the organism in Eukaryota, Metazoa, Arthropoda, Insecta, Coleoptera, Silphidae. Gene Ontology annotation, cellular component: Golgi apparatus. The transcript has 6 exons. Gene Ontology annotation, biological process: endoplasmic reticulum to Golgi vesicle-mediated transport; Golgi organization. The record is from RefSeq and is a predicted model, not a curated record. Gene Ontology annotation, molecular function: small GTPase binding. The coding region runs from base 320 to 3715 and encodes 1131 amino acids.